CCAGAAACUCUUGGAUAAAGCGAACGUCAAGGAUAAAUAGAAUUAAAAAAUAAAAUCGAGGGGAUCGGCGAGGAGCAGGAGCCUGCGGCUGCCCACUGGACUGGAGGAGCACAAGUGUGUGUCGCUAGCGGCGGCUGCGGGUGCGCGUGCAGAAGGGACGAGAGAGAGAGAAGAGGAGCCAACCUCCGCCGCCACGGCUUCCGCGUGCUAGGAAGACGAAGCAGAGCGGCAGCAAAGAGAGGGAGGCCGCGAUGGAGGUGGGCUUCCUGGGGCUGGGCAUCAUGGGCAAGGCAAUGGCGGCCAACCUCCUCCGCCACGGCUUCCGCGUCACCGUCUGGAACCGGACCCUCUCCAAGUGCGACGAGCUCGUCGCGAUGGGUGCCGCCGUCGGGGACACGCCGGCGUCCGUCGUCGCCAAGUGCAAGUACACCAUCGCCAUGCUCUCCGAUCCCAGCGCCGCGCUAUCUGUUGUUUUCGACAAGGAUGGCGUGCUCGAGCAAAUCGGAGAGGGCAAGGGCUACGUGGACAUGUCCACUGUCGAUGCUGCAACUUCUUGCAAGAUAAGCGAGGCGGUUAAACAAAAGGGCGGAGCUUUUGUUGAAGCUCCAGUUUCAGGGAGCAAGAAGCCAGCUGAAGAUGGCCAAUUGGUCAUUCUUGCUGCAGGCGACAAGGCACUAUAUGAUGAUAUGGUCCCUGCAUUUGAUGUACUUGGGAAGAAGUCGUUCUUUCUGGGGGAGAUGGGAAAUGGAGCAAAGAUGAAACUGGUGGUCAACAUGAUCAUGGGAAGUAUGAUGAAUGCUUUUUCUGAGGGACUCUGUUUGGCUGACAAAAGUGGGUUGAGCCCCCAGACGCUUCUUGAUGUCCUGGAUCUCGGUGCAAUCGCAAAUCCGAUGUUCAAGAUGAAAGGGCCUUCAAUGCUGCAGGGCAGCUACAAUCCAGCAUUUCCCCUGAAACAUCAGCAGAAGGAUAUGAGGCUGGCUCUGUCGUUGGGAGAUGAAAAUGCCGUGUCCAUGCCAGUGGCAGCUGCUGCCAAUGAGGCAUUCAAGAAAGCAAGAAGCUUGGGACUUGGUGACCUGGAUUUUUCCGCGGUGCACGAGGUUCUGAAAGGCACUGGUGGUUCAGGCUAAAGCGUGAUUGGGGGCUGAAUGUUUAAAACCACAUGCCAUGGGCAUGCAGAUAUUCUUGUAGUUCGUCCAACCCAUGUGGCUUAUCAUCGUACUAUUGAUAUGUACAUUCAACAGUUGAUGCUGGAUUGUGCUGUACGAUGUUUUUUUUCUAGCAAGGCUUGUGCAUGAACGAACCAUUGGGAUUUGGGACUUGAAUGCCGCCACGCCAGAUGGAAAUAUAAGUGCAAGUUCUGUCUA
Triticum aestivum (bread wheat) is the source of this 1364-nucleotide messenger RNA. RefSeq names its product glyoxylate/succinic semialdehyde reductase 1. The transcript has 8 exons. The record is from RefSeq and is a predicted model, not a curated record. Bases 252 to 1127 code for a protein of 291 amino acids. Gene Ontology annotation, cellular component: cytosol. Lineage: Eukaryota; Viridiplantae; Streptophyta; Magnoliopsida; Poales; Poaceae. Gene Ontology annotation, molecular function: oxidoreductase activity; NADP binding; NAD binding.